This is a messenger RNA of Pecten maximus, 930 nucleotides long. RefSeq names its product small acidic protein-like. The record is from RefSeq and is a predicted model, not a curated record. Lineage: Eukaryota; Metazoa; Mollusca; Bivalvia; Pectinida; Pectinidae.
GUACACUCAGCCAACAGUUGGGAAAAGGUGGAGCUAGGUGAUGAUGAUCGCAAGAAGAAAUUCCUAAGACUUAUGGGAGCAGCAAAGACACAGCACCAGGGCAGAUUUAUUAUUGGAGAUCAAGAUAAAUCUCAUGGAAGAACAACAAAUGACACAGAGGCCAUGACAAGCAAUCUAGAGAAGCAGUUCACAGGUGGCUUGGAACAUAAGUUUGCUGGAGGACCAAGAUCUCACAUAGGACUUGGAUUUCAUGGUAGUGAUUCCAAAGUGAAAGAUUCAGUAGAAAAGUCAGAAGACAAAGGAGAAACAAAAGAAGAGACUAAAGAAGAGAAAGUUGAACCAGAUUCAUCAGAGGAAAAAGGAAAACAGGACUUGAAAAGUGGCAUUGCUCCAAAACAUAAACUAGAAGAAAGCUCCAAAGAUGAUGAUAAGGACAAACCACAAAUCAAAAUGAUGAAAUUUGUCAAAUCUAGCUCCUGAAAGUCUCAAAAUUCAAAUUUUGAUGUGUAGCAGCAUUUGAAAUGUGCAGUAAUGUCUUGUUAAAAUAAAAAAUAAUUAAUUGAAAGUCUCAGAACAAGGUCUUGACAAAUGAGUAUAUGGUUAAUUUCUAAUCUUAGAUAGACUAUUUUAAAUAUUAUGAAGUGUUUUAAAUAAGAAUUGAUUAGGUAUGUCAUAAUUGUCUUCACCGAGUCCAGAUUAUCAUCUUCAUGAAAUAACAUUCUAGAAAUGUUUACAUUAUAAAAUCAUUUCAAUGAAAUUCAUUUUAUGUAUGAGUUCAUGGUUAUACCAAUGCUUGUCAUUACCACAUUGCUGUUCAUGGUUUUAUCUAAUAUGAAUUGUGUUUCACUUGUUAUACUAGUUUAAUAGUAAAUAAACUCUUUUUGGCUGUAUAACAUCCUACUCAUAAAAAUUAAAAUGUCAGACAUUUGA